Messenger RNA from Hypoxylon trugodes, 2984 nucleotides. RefSeq lists its product as uncharacterized. Gene Ontology annotation, biological process: positive regulation of transcription from RNA polymerase II promoter by galactose; DNA-templated transcription. Lineage: Eukaryota; Fungi; Ascomycota; Sordariomycetes; Xylariales; Hypoxylaceae. Bases 244 to 2673 code for a protein of 809 amino acids. Gene Ontology annotation, molecular function: zinc ion binding; DNA-binding transcription factor activity, RNA polymerase II-specific; RNA polymerase II cis-regulatory region sequence-specific DNA binding. The transcript has 5 exons. Gene Ontology annotation, cellular component: nucleus. The record is from RefSeq and is a predicted model, not a curated record.
CUGGCAGAUGUUCCAGAUACUUAACUUUUUAAACUCGACAAUAUCAAUCCAAGAUGAAGAUUGAACAAGAAAGAGAAUAUUCAUAAUAAUUCUACCAAAUUUGACCUCUUAUAUCAGAAUCAAACUCCGGUUUCGUCGCGGGCGCAGCGUGUCUUAUGUCUCAUUGAAGUCCCGCUCUAAUGGAGCUCACCUGAUCUAGUCCUAAGCCUAUUGUCCAAAUCAAGAACAUGCUAUGGCAUUAUCAUGUCCGCCGAAAGCCCGCUCACAUCCGUCGCGACCCCGGAGCCAUUGACGGAGUCAAGAAACCGGGAACUGCCAGCUACGCAUACGGGACUUGGUGUAGCAGAGCAGGCUUGUAAGGAAUGUCACAGGAGGAAAGCAAGAUGCGAUCGAGCCUUACCCACGUGUAAUCUAUGCACAAGAUAUCGUCGCCAUUGUCUCUAUCAAAAGCAUUCUCGGACGCCACUCACUAGAAAAUACCUGACCGAGGUGGAAGAGAGGCUAGAAAGAUCCGAGGCCCUAGUGAGACAACUACGAGCUCUUCUACCUCUGUCGCGAAAUGAAGAUGGUACGAGAAGGACAACUGGACAAUUCAGUGGUGACAACUUUGAUUUUGCGCAGGUGGACCACCAAACAUCACCCACAGCGCUCCCCGAUCCCGAUUACCAGAGUUUAGCCCAACCCCCGCAAUCUACGAGCACUGAAACUUUCAGGUCCGAUAUUUCUCGCGGACCAAGUGGUGUGGUAGUCGGAAGCUGGAAGGUCUCUUCAAUAAACCAGAACAGCACAAGAAAUGGGGAUGAUAGAUCGCCCAAGCCACCUCCUUCUAGGACGCACCAAAGCUCAUCAGUGAGCCAAACCACAGUAUUGGAGAGCCCCCCAGCCAUGCAUGGUUUUGAUUGGGAUGAGCAAGAUCCUUUCGUGGACUCACCAACUUCCCGAGAUACUACCGGCCCAUCAGCAGGCGAAGGUCCCGGGAUAUCAGAUGGCAUGGCCUCACUUUCCGUAGAUGAAAGGGAGGGUGGGUACUUGGGUGUUGCAUCCGGAGCCGCUCUCCUACGCAUACUUGAACCCGCAAGAAGGAGAAGCAGCUCUCAGGCGACCGUCCAGAGACCAACAAUGAGGUUUCCCCGCCUGGAACAACCGAACCCAAAUAAACACAUCACCGAUGCGAUGAUCGAUGCCUAUUUUAGAGUAUACCACGUUAGCUAUCCGAUAAUUCAUGAACCAACCUUUCGAGCCCAGUACUCAGAAGUCAUACCCAGACCCGAUGGAAAUUCAUGGCUGGUUCUUGCUUACGUUGUCGCAGCCAUAGGGGUGUUCAGCGCGGAUACGCAAAUAUCCAAUCUCGAUUUGCCUCUAUUCGCUCAAGCUAGGUCAAUGAUGUCGUUCGAUCUGUUAGAGGUCGGAAAUAUGACUCUUGUCCAAGCUUUCACCUUGAUAUCUAACUACCAACAAAAACGAAACAAGCCGAAUUCCGGCUAUAACCACUCAGGGCUAGCUAUGAGGAUGGCCAUGGGACUAGGCCUGCAUAAGGAAUUCCAAGGAUGGAGCAUCUCCCCAUUAAAUAUGGAGAUGCGAAGAAGGGUCUGGUGGACACUCUGUGUCUUCGAAGUGGGCGCUACGAUCACCUUCAGUAGGCCAUCAUCGUGGCCUUUUGAAGGAGUCGACGUAUCACUCCCCAUAAAUGUGAAUGACCGAGAGCUUACCACAAGGUCGCCAAAUUACCCACCUGAAAGCUCCGAAAUCACACCAUACACGGCCGUUCGAACGCAAGCUAGCUUCCACAUCGCUACCAUAUCUAUAUAUAAUCGCGUCAUCUCCAAACCAUUUCCAACGGCAGAAGAGCUCCUUCGUCUAGAUGCUGAGUACUUGGCGCCUUGGGUUCGAAGUAUCCCGCCGUAUUUUUCGGAUGCAGCAACAAUCCCCUUAAAGUUCAAGCUGUCUCAUUCGGUCAUGCGAUGGCGGCUUCGCAAUUUCAGAAUCAUCCUCAAGAUGUAUCGACCAUUUGUCAUUCGGCGGGCGCUACAUACUCGAGACGGGCGGCAGGAGGAUUCAUCGGCAGCUAGUAUCGAGGCAUAUGAAAUAUGCUUGGAUGAAGCCAAACAUACCAUUUCCUCCAUCGUGGCAUACUGGGAAGCAAAUGAACAUAGCCGCCUGGCCAGCUGGUACGCCCUCUACUUCCUUUUCCAAGCAGCACUCAUCCCGUGCAUUUGCCUCCGCAACGGACCAUAUAGCACUGAAGCCAGUCAAUGGCGGCAUCAAAUCGCCAUAACGCUGCGUACUAUAGCUAGUCUCGCCUCGGUAAAUCCCAGCGCAGGCCGUUGUCACCAGGUCAUAUCAGAGCUCUGCAGCAGAUAUCUGGAACCAGGGAGUGUCGCCGUCGACCCCGGACCAUCAUCUACGAUACCGAACAACCCACAAUCAACACAUAGCUACCAGAAUAAUCAUUCUGGCCAACCCAAAACCAACGCCGUUUCCGAAGACACAGAUAUGAAUGAGCCAAUCGCAGAUAGUCCUCAAACACAAAUCAAUCACAUCUAUAGUAUGAUGUGGCCCAACGUCACGCCCCUAGAGGCGGCUGAUCUAGUGAUGGGCGAUGAUGCCUGGAUGGAAUUCCUCCGUGAGGACGGUAACGGCGGCGAGGUCGCACGGGAUUGGUUGAGCAGCUGAGUUACGCGGUGAUUACAGAAAUCACAGAGCCCAUGAAGUUACCCUACCGCGUUUAAUUGGUAGUCUCAGCUACAUCGCGAAAGACACGAUUGUACGUUGGCGAGUAGCCAUAUUAAUAACAGAAAAGGGAUCCAAAUUAGCAGAAAGUUGGUUUUUGGAUGGCGAUGGUCUAUAGCCGUCCAACAUAUUGGUACUUCUUCCCUAUGAUUACAGGGAGACUAUACGGCCCGAACCCCGCACCUCGCCGUACAUAGGUACAGGCCUAGAAGGUAUGUGCAGUGAAUUAUAGCGCAUACCUCACUAUAAAAUUA